GCAACGUCUCUGCCUGCCUUUGAGACCUCAGGGGGGGACCUCAUACUGGGUCUUCGCGAGUCGAUAUGUGGAAUUGCAGAUGAUCAACAGCCAUACUCCAUCAGUUACUUUGGUCAAAAAAGUACCUUCCCGUAGCCGACGACAUUGAAGACCUGGAAAUGGCAGCAUGUAUUCUCGGCUACGAGGGGAAAGAGAAGAGCGCACAUCUUGGGAGGCCACGCGUUCUGAUCAGCGAAGGCUUGUGACAUACAGCUUGGAUGACGAUGAUGCAUCGGUGGGACGUCUUGCACAAUCCGGAGACUUUUGCACGAGAUGAAUGUAGCGGAGGAGGGAGUGGAUAUAAAGGACCUCACAGCGCUGAAAACCUUAAAGUCUUCAACUGCAUCACAUCGCAACAAUGUACGGCCGCAACCAGAAUCCGGAUGGCACCCCAAUCAACACCGCCGUGUUUCUCAAUACUCGCACCAACACCAAACUCAAGCGAGACCUCUCCCGAGCUGAUUUCGAAUCGUUUGUGUCCGCCGUGAUCGAGACCAAGUUCCAACGCCUUGUGCCCGCGUUCGCCCUACGUGGGGGGUGGGAGCGCUGGUUCCACGCCGAGCUGUGCCUCCUCAUCAACAACUCCACCCAGGCCCCAGGGUACUAUGCCGACCGCGAGCCCCCCGUGUACGCCGCGUCGGGAUACGCGGACAUCGCGUUCGAGGACCCGGUCACUCAUGUUGCGUCGCAUGUUGUGGAGAUCAAGUGCGGGCUGAACAGCGCGACGCCUGCGCAGUCGAACAAGCGCGCGGCCCAGGACAUGGUCAAGCUUGGCGGGGAUCCCAAGACGGGCAAAGCUACGCAGCUCAAAGUCAAGUACGAGGAGGCAGCGAGGAUCGUUCUUCUCCUCAUCGUGGACGACGCGGUGCCGGACACAACCCAGUGGGAUGCCAGCAACACGAUCUCCCGCCUCUGUGCUUUCGACAACAAGCUGCAUGUCGUCUCAUAUUAUAUCCGCUACCUGCCGGAGAAGCUCCGGGUGGCCGUCCAGUGAACAAUUAUUGCUUCCUCAUUGUCUAUCCGGCAUGUCUCAGAUACUGUUCGCUAUAGCUUGUCUCCUAGCAACACACGUCUUGAAAACUUGAUGCUCUACAUCUUCGACACUGUAUGCUCUAACAUCGUGAACAAUUUAUGCUCUAUUUCUUCCAUGCAAA
Molecule: messenger RNA, 1193 nt
Organism: Mycena citricolor
Lineage: Eukaryota; Fungi; Basidiomycota; Agaricomycetes; Agaricales; Mycenaceae
Source: the annotation of a GenBank genome assembly